GAAGAAGGAAAAGAAGAAGUUAAACAUCUUGCAGUUUGUUUUAUUAUUUCUGCUUAAAAAGAAACAAAGAAGAAGAAGAAAACAAACUUAAAGAAGUUCAGAAGAUAUCACUUCAUCUGCUGUCAGAGAUUCAAACCUUCAGCCUGCAGGCAGGCAGACAGAGAGAAAGAGAGACAGCUUGUUUAAAUCUGUAGUUGAAUUUAAAUUGGCAGUGAGACACGCACUAUACUGCCUGUCUGUCUGUCCGCCUGUCUGUCUCUCAGCCUGUCUAUGUGUACCGCAGCACAGAGGAUGGCACCUGGGUGUGUCACCCCCCUCAGCCGGACCCAUCGCUCACCCAGCGGGCACUCAGAGCUCUGACAGCUCCGGAUCUGUAAAGCCGCAUCUGUAAACCCGGAUCUGUUAAUCCGGAUUAAAAAGAGGAUUCAGACCGAAACGGACAAAGUUGCAGCAGUGGGUUCAGGAUGCCCUCAGAGCUGGCUGCAGGUCUGCUCCUUCGGGUACUUCUGCCCCUCACUUUAACUGCAGCCUGUGUGUUGCGGUGCAAUGGUUUCUCGCUGGUUUACGUCGUUCUGCUGCUGCUGCUGCCCCUCCUGCCUGAACCCUCCUCCUCAGGUUACGCGUGUCGCAGUGUGGCGGUCGUGUGUGUUUCCAGUUUCCUGUUUCUGUUACUGCAGUCAUUCUUUCAACUGACCACCGCCACCCUGCAACCAGAGUCCAACUGUACGUCCUGGCAGAAAGCUCUCAGUCAGCUCGGCCUGGUGAGUCUGACAGGAAGUGAUGCAGGCUCGGCAGUGAGACAGGUGUUUCCAGAUGUCGCCGUGCUGGUCGUCAGUCUGCUGACGUGGAGGCUGAUCGUAAGACUGAACGACAACCCACACACGCAGCCUCUGCAGGAGAUACAGCAGCAGGAAGAGGAGCAGCAGGAGGAGCUGAUGUUUGAGGAGGACUCUGUGCUCGGAGACGAGGAGGAGGAGGAGGAGGAGGAGGAGGAGGAAGGCAGCAGAAACAGGAUUCUGAUUGAACUGGAGUUACUGGUUUGUAAAGCCAGGCAGAUGGUUGGAAACAUGACGACGACUGGAGGGAAAGUCCUGCUGACCGUUCUACUGGGACUGACAGGUACCAUGUUCCCUUCUCUAUCAUCCCUCCCUUACCUCCUCUGUUUCCAAGUGAUGUGUACCUGGUGGGCGUGGUCAGGCCAGGUCCCGGCCCUCUUCUUCAGGUGUGUGUCUGUGAUGUCACUGAUCUAUUCCUCCUCCCACUUCCUGCUCGUCUACUGCUACCAGCUGCCCUCGCUGCAGGAGGUGUGGCCUCCCAACCGCACCUCAGCAAGCGUGCUCGGCCUGCUCUCUCUGGUGUCAGUGGACUGCGCGGCCCCCUGGAGGCUGCAGGUGAACUCUGAGCUCCGUUGGUUUCACUUCAGCUCUCCUCUGAUGCUGCUGCUGCUCUACAACACGGUGGCCAGUCUGUGGAGGAACAAGCUGAUAGACUGUGAGAGGGGCUUAGAGAGUGCGGGGUCAGCGAUCAGCGGGAGCUGUGACAUCAUCACCGCCACCAUCCACCUGAGCGAUGAGGUCUCUGGUGACAUCACAGCGGAGAGACGGCGAGAGCUGUGGAGACGAGCUCACGAGAGCAGAGACUUGCUGCCGUCAUCCAAUGACAGUCACUCUGACUCUUUUGCCCCGCCCACCCAAAGCACGGCCGUGGGAUUGGAUGUUUACUCCACGCCUCACUAUUCUCUCAGCCAAUCAGACACGUUGGAGACGUGUGAGUUUGAAGUGGACGGAUGGGGAGAGGAGGAGGUGAGGGUGAGAACAGGUGAGGACAGAGUCAGCGCCGCCUCCAUGGCGUUCAGCUUCCUCCUGAAACAGAGCUACCUGUGCGCUCUGAUGGCCAUGAUGGCGUGGCCCAUCACCUAUGUGUCUUGGCUCACCUGCGUGCUGCUGCUGUGGUCCUGCGUGCUCUGGAUGAUGAGGGAGCGCCGCCGCUACACGCUGAUGUCAUCGCCGUGGCUGGUUGCCUACGGCAACCUGCUGGUCAUCAUGCAGUAUGUGUACAGCUUCCCCCCCGUACAGGAAGUGCCCGGCCUGUUCCCCAGAAAAGAGGAUCCCUGCAGGGAGCUUGCCUCCAAGUUGUUUUGUCUGUUGACCUUCUGGCUGCUGCUGCGUCAGGCGUUAACUGAGAAGAAAGACAGACAGGCAGACACACAGCUGUCCCACAUCACUGUCCACAUGCAGGAGGAGCAGAGUGUAGCUGAGGACCUGCAGGAGCAGAAGAAGAAGGAAGUGUCAUAUGAGGAGGUGCUGCUCCUGCAGGGAGAAGGAGGAGGAGUAAAGAUGGAGGCUCUCGUUGCCGUGAUUACCAGGAUGUUUGUUAAAUACUGGAUCUACAUCUGCGGAACAAUGUUCUUCUUCGUGAGUUUUGAGGGAAAAAUGGUCCUCUACAAAGUCAUCUACAUGGUCAUGUUCCUCUGCUGCGUAGCCCUCUACCAGUUGAACUACGAGCGUUGGCGUGCCAUGCUCAGGGGCUUCUGGGUAGCCGUGGUAGUUUACUCCAUGUUGGUACUCAUCCUCGUCUACACCUUUCAGUUUCCCUCGUCCCCCCAAACCUGGAGCUACUACACUGGACUCAGCACUCACAGGUUGGAGGACGUUGGGUUGGAGAAGUUCUCCGUUCCUGUUCUCUUCACCAGGAUCUUCAUCCCCGCUGCGUUUCUCUUGGUGUGUAUCGUACACCUGCAUUACUUCCAUGAGCCUUUCCUGCAGCUCACCGACCUGAAGACUGUGGUGGACACGCACAACAGCACCAUCACCAGGUUGGUGCACUCUGACGGCAGCCUGUUUGACCUGUCGUUGGGUGGAGCUCCUCAGCUCCUCCAGGAGGAGGAGACGAAGUGGAUAAAAGAGGAGGAGGAGGAGGAGGAGGUGGUGUACCCCUGUGUGUUUGAGAGGGAAACCCUGUCAGACCACAUAAAAGUGCUGGUGUCCUGGAGGCUGGUGGUCGACCGUCUCUCUGUGCUGUUCCUGCGCCUCCUACUCUCCCUGCAGCGCCUGCAGCACCUCCUCUGGUGGCUCCUGGAACUGCAUAUUGUCAAGAUCGUGUCCUGCUACAUCAUCUGGGUCUCUGUGAAGGAGGUGUGUGUGCUGAACCUGCUCUUCGUGCUGUGUGUGGCGGUAGCUCUGCCCUGCAGGCCGUGGCGCCCCCUGCUGUCUGGCGUCUGCACAGUUUGGACCUGCGUGCUGACCGUCUGUAAGAUGUUGUACCAGCUCAACGUCGUCCAGCCAAUCAGAUACUCCUCCAACUGCACCAUGCCAGGUAACUCCAGCACCGACCUGUCUCGCUCUGCUCUGUACUCUGGUCCAGUUGACCCCGUCCAGUGGGUGGGGCUCCGAAAGACGGACGGAAAACUGUUGGACUACCUGAGGUAUAACCUGAUGAUGUUAGCGCUGUUAGCCUUCGAGGUGACCGUCUACAGACACCAGGAGCUCUACCGUCUCCGCCGCAACGAAGUCCCGCCCCCUACCAGAACGCUGUUUCAUGACAUCACCAGCCGUCACCUGGACGAUGGCGUGCUGAGCUGUAUUAAGUACUUCCUCAACUACUUCUUCUACAAGUUUGGACUGGAGACCUGCUUUCUGUUGGCCGUGAAUGUGAUUGGUCAGCGCAUGGAUCUGUUUGCUGUAGGCCACGCCUUCGCCAUCAUCAGCGUCCUAUCACAGCGCGGUAGGAAGUACAUCGCCUCAGUGUGGCCCAAGUACUGCUACUUCCUGUCGGGGCUCUUGUGUUUCCAGUACCUGCUGUGUAUCGGGUUUCCUCCAGCCGCCUGCACAGAUUAUCGCUGGAGAAAUCCGUCCUCCAACAUGGACUCCAACGUGGUGAAGUGGCUCUUCCUCCCCGAUCACCUGGCACCCCCAAACCCAGUCUUCCUCCUCUAUGACUUCCUGCUCCUACUCGGGGCGUCUCUGCAGCUGCAGGUGUUUGAGGAGGAGCUUCAGCCAUCAGUUCAGAUCCUUGCAGGUGAAAACUGUGAGCUGGACGAGGAUGACGGACAGGUCUCUGAUCCAAUCAGGCGCCUCCGUCUCAACACCGGACCUGACUUCAUGCUGUGCAGAUCAUACUUGGACAUGAUGAAGCUCAUCAUCUUCAGCUACAUGUUUUGGUUCGUCCUCACCAUCAUCUUCAUCACUGGGACGACCAGGAUCAGUAUCUUCUGUAUGGGUUACCUGGUGGCGUGUUUCUACUUCCUGUUGGUGGGCGGCGACCUGCUACUGAAACCAGUGAAAUCCAUCCUUCUGUACUGGGACUGUCUGAUCGGCUACAACGUGUUUGUCAUCACCAUGAAGAACAUCCUGUCGAUCCUGGCCUGUGGGUUCAUUAAGUCGUUGGUGUUGAAUCACUGUUGGCUCAUCCAGCUCUUCAGUCUAGCCUGCACCAUCAAAGGAUACACCAAACCGGAGCAAAACAGUAAACAGUGCGAGUUGCCAAGCGACGAGGCGGGGAUCAUCUGGGACGGCGUGUGUUUCUGUUUCCUGUUGCUGCAGCGCAGAGUCUUCAGGAGCCACUACUUCCUGUAUGUGGUCCUGGACCUUCAAAACACACAACUACUGGCUUCCAGGGGGGCGGAGCUCUUUGAGGCGUCCACAGUGAAAGCUGUGAGAGCGAGACUGGAAGUGGAGAAGACGUCCAUGGACCUGUUGAAAAGACAGAUGGAGAGGAUUAAAUCCAGACAGCAGAAAUUCCGCAGAGGAAAAGAGAAAAUGUUGAGUUUGACCCAAGACAGCUUCCAUACCGACGUUCCGGAGAACAGGAAGGGGCGGAAGAAGUGGUGGAGACCCUGGGUGAACCACGCCUCCAUGGUGAGGAGCGGGGACUACUACCUGUUUGAGACAGACAGUGAGGAGGAGGAGGAGGAGGAGGAGGAGAAGAAGGAGGAAGAGGAGAAGAAGGAGGAGCAGCUACCUGAGAAAUCAGCCUUCCAGUUUGUCUAUCACGCCUGGAUAACAGACUCCAGAACAGCAAUGAGAGCUCGCAACAACCAAAAGAAACUCUGGAAGAAGAGUUCCUCUGAACAAAGGAGCAGGAAUGAGGCGGAAGGAGCUGGAGUUAUAGAAGUGACAGAAGAGACGGAGGUGGAAGGAGAAGAGGAGGAGAAAGAGGAGGGAACAGACACGGUGUUGCGCCGGUUCUCCUACACAUUACGGUUCUGUUGGGUUCUGCUGUCUGCUCUGCUGGACUCUCUGACUGCCUGGCUCAGCGGUCUGUGUCAGGAACACAUUGACAUCUCCACCGUCCUCCGCAUCGAGCGCUGCAUGCUAACGCAGCAGGCCAAGCAGGGUAAUGUUCCAACCAGAGAGGCCAUCCACGUUUUCUACCAAGAACAGAUGAUGGCCUCCAGAGAGUCAGGCCUGAACUACAGUACCCAUGAGGCCGAGGGGCAGACCUCAGCAGAGAGAGGACGGAUGAAAGAAGAAGAACCAGUGAGUCCUCCUGAUACCGAUGAAGAAGAAGCAGGAGGUCAAAUAGCAGAUGAGGAACUACAGAAUAAACCAAGAGGAGAUUCACUUCAACCCAAACCAAUACCAGGAGGAGAUCCACUUGAAGCAAAACCAAGACCAAUAACAGGAGCAGGUGGUCUUGAUGGACCAGAACAAGGUUCAGGUGAAGGAGUUUCAGAAAAGAAUCCUUUCUCAGGAGUUGAACCAGAGACAGCAACAACAGAAGGUGACCCAGCAAUGGAGGUUGGAUGUGAAGAUUACCCAGAAUGGCUGGUGACUAAAACCAGCCAGUCAUGGCGACACAAACUGUCUAGGAUGGAGAGAGUUCAAUCUUCGUCCUCCUCAACAUCUUCAGAGGGAGAAAGGAUGAGCCGGGCUCACAGUGGUGAAGAAUCGAAGCCAACCGGCGCCUCGUCCCCCGCCUCCCCAUCAUCCCUCGUCCUUCCCCCCUCCUACAGCCUCGCUUUGGGCCUGAACCUGCAGGAGGAGGCGGGGGAGGAUUUCAGGGGCAGGCUGCUGGUUCAGACUCCGGGAGAGAGGAGUGACUUCCUGUCUGACUCGGCCUCCACUUCCUGUCCACCGGCGUCUCGCACUCAGGAGCUGACAGCCAGUGAGCUUCUGAGGAGCAGGACUUUCUAUGACGAGGAGCUGGAGGCAUCGGACAGUUUCUACGGGAACCAGCACCAGCUGCUCCAGUUGUGCUACGCCCUGUACAACAUCCUGGCAGCCAGAUCGGAGACGGUGUGUUACCUGGUCAUCGUGUUGAACCACAUGGUGUCCGCCAGCUGUCUGACGUUGGUACUUCCUGUUUUGGUGUUCCUGUGGGCGACGCUGUCCGUCCCUCGGCCCAGUAAGAUCUUCUGGAUGACAGCCAUCCUCUACACCGAGGUCACCAUCGUCAUCAAGUAUUUCUUCCAGUUCGGUUUCUUUCCAUUCAAUCAGAAGCUGGAGGUGGACCGCCCCAAACCCUUCCACCCCCCCAACAUCCUGGGGGUGGAGAAGAAGGAAGGCUACGUCCUGUACGACCUGCUGCAGCUGCUCGCUUUGUUCUACCACCGAGCCAUUCUCAAGUGCCAUGGACUGUGGGACCAGACUGUUUCCACGGAGACCGACGCUCUCCAUCACCGUGACAACCAGGCCGACUCUGGUGCUACCUCCAUCGAUCCGAACGACGCCGCCAGUGUGCUGCGGCGACGAGGCAGGAGACGGACACGCUCCAGCUCCACCCAGCUGCGCUCUCCUGCAGGCAGUGUGAGCUCAAGAAUGCAGCGGCCCGGAAGGUUGGAUUUGCUGCUGGAGAAACUCAGAGAACUUUCAAUCAGAGCCAAGAAGCACUCCAUUAGCAGGUGUCUGUCUCUCUACCAGCCGGUCCUUCACUUCUUCAAAGCUCUCGUCCAACCGGAAUACAGCGCUGUCACCGAUGUUUACGUCCUCAUGUUCCUUGCUGACACCGUCGACUUCAUCAUCAUCGUGUUUGGCUAUUGGGCCUUCGGCAAACACUCUGCAGCGGCCGACAUCACGUCCUCCCUCUCAGAAGACCAAGUUCCUGAAGCUUUCCUGGUGAUGGUUCUGAUCCAGUUUGGUACCAUGGUGAUAGACAGGGCUCUGUACUUAAGGAAGACAGUUUUGGGGAAGUUGGUCUUCCAGGUGAUUUUGGUUUUUGGGAUUCACUUCUGGAUGUUCUUCAUCCUGCCGACGGUCACUGAGAGGCGGUUUAACCAGAACCUGGUGGCUCAGCUCUGGUAUUUUGUAAAGUGUGUGUACUUCGGUCUGUCGGCCUAUCAGAUUCGUUCUGGUUACCCGACACGAGUUCUGGGAAACUUCCUGACGAAGAGCUACAACUACCUCAACCUUUUCCUGUUCCAGGGUUUCCGUCUGGUUCCCUUCCUGACAGAGCUCAGGGCGGUGAUGGACUGGGUGUGGACAGACACGACUCUGUCUUUGUCCUCCUGGAUCUGUGUGGAGGACGUUUACGCCCACUGCUUUGUCUUAAAGUGCUGGAGGGAGUCUGAGAAGAGGUACCCUCAGCCUCGCGGGCAGAAGAAGAAGCGUGUGGUGAAGUACGGGAUGGGCGGUCUGAUCGUUCUGCUGCUGAUCUGCAUCGUCUGGUUUCCGCUGCUCUUCAUGUCGCUCAUCAAGUCUGUCGCCGGCGUUGUCAACCGCCCGCUAGACGUGUCUCUGACCAUCACACUGGGGGGCUUCCAGCCAAUCUUCACGAUGAGUGCGCAGCAGAAUCAGCUCAAGGAUCUGAUUGCGGACGACUUUGGCUCCUUCAGCAGCUCCUACAGCUACACACCUAGUGCCUUGCAGUUCCUGGAGGCUUAUGGUCAUGAGGACGUGACGGUGGCGGAGCUGCAGGGCAGCAGUAACUCUCUGUGGACCAUCAGUCCUCCCAGCAGGCAGUACCUGAGCGAGGUGCUCAACUUGGACCACUUCCCCCUGACUGUGUCCUGGACUGUCCAGAGAAACUUGAGUCUGGGAGCGAAGGCGGAGCUUGCCUCAGGAAAACAUGUGACCUACCUAGACGAUCAGACUCGCCUGGAGCUGAUCCAGCUGCUGAACGGGACGAGGUCACUUCCUGUGGUCAUACAGGAAGUGUUUCCAUGUUUCAUUCGAGCUCCAAGCGACUCCAACGCCAAACCCAUCGAACAGCUUUACACAGACGACCACUACAAGGACAUCCUGCUGGCCCUGGAGCGUUCGACCAAUCAGAGCCGAGAGAUCCAGGAGUGGUGGAUCGUCGACCAACCGGCUGUCAGCGUGGUGCCCGUGCGGCGCGGGGCUUCGCUGAGUGACAGGAGGGAGGCGGGGCUUCAGCUGUUUGUGUUCAGUGAUAAAGUCAGUCCUCCGAGUCUGGGCUUCCUGGCUGGAUAUGGCAUCAUCGGUCUGUACGCGUCGGUGGUUCUGGUGAUCGGUAAGUUUGUGCGCGAGUUCUUCAGCGGGAUCAGUCACUCCAUCAUGUUCGAGGAACUGCCGUGUGUCGACCGCAUCCUCAAACUCUGCACCGACGUAUUCCUGGUGAGAGAGACAGGUGAGCUGGAGUUGGAGGAGGAGCUUUACGCCAAACUGAUCUUCCUGUAUCGAUCCCCGGAGACUCUGAUCAAGUGGACGCGACGCUGAUCAAUACAGAACUGAUCAUAAACUGUAGUUCUUCAGGACGAAACGUUUUAUUUUGAAGGUUUCAAGACACACCAAAUGUUAUUUGCUGUGUGACCAAUAGGAGCAGCAGGGAGGCGAACUAUCUGAGGACAGCUUUACACAAGUAUUGAUCACUGAGGAUCAAUAACUGCCGGGAUAUGUCAGUUCCUGGAAAACCAGGAAGUGUUUGAUGAUGGGACCCCCCCCCCCCCCCCCCGCAGUGACCGACCGUGUUUUAAUGCAGAGAGUCAUAGCGAGGGGAGGCGGUGUCCACCGUGGGAUGGGCUACUUUUGUGUCUUUACUAUGCAAAACCUUUACAUUUGCAAACAAAACUUUUGGAUUUGCAUUAAAACUUUUUUCAUUACAAAUGUAUUUUACUUGCAAUUAAAAAAUAAAUAAAUUGAUUGCAGUGUGGAAAGGUUUGCUCUUAAACCUUCUGGUUUCAUAAUAAAGACACAGCAUAACCCCGCACCAUGAGACCUUAUUUCAUGAAAAAAAAACAAUCUGAUUUGAAUUGUGCCAUGAAUUACACAUGUGAUGUUUGAACAUUUAAAAGUAAAUUUGUGUGUGUAGAUUUCUCCUAAACUCACCAACAGUUACAUUACAUAAUGCCUCAAUCACAUAUUUAAAUAUCACAUGUCAGAAAACUUGUAAUAUAAAAAGUAAUUGUGUUAAUUUGAGUAAUGAAAGUGCUGAUAUCUAUUACUAAGUCUGUUAGUUUUCUAAUCAUCAUCAUAACCUCGGCUGCAGUACUAUAGUGUACGUUUAGACCUGACGUCGCUUUCUCGCUGUGUAAUAUUCACGUUCUGUGUGAACGUAUUCAUGACAAAAAGUU
Molecule: messenger RNA, 9469 nt
Organism: Cottoperca gobio
Lineage: Eukaryota; Metazoa; Chordata; Actinopteri; Perciformes; Bovichtidae
Product: piezo-type mechanosensitive ion channel component 2-like
Exons: 55
Coding region: 465-8615 (2716 amino acids)
Cellular component (GO): membrane
Molecular function (GO): mechanosensitive monoatomic ion channel activity
Source: RefSeq, a predicted model, not a curated record